GAAAAAAAAAAUAGAAAAAGGAAAACCAAAUCAAAGUCAUCAUAGAGUCUCUCUGCCCAAAACAAAACAAAACAAAACAAAAGUCAUCCAUUGCAGUGUGAAGCUCUCACAAGUUCACAAAGAACUCACCACCACAAUAAGCAAGAAAGAAAGGGAGAGAAAGUGAGGGAAAAAAGGUUAGGCCAGUGGUGGAUCUAAAAUCUCCAACACAACACAACACAACACAACACACACACACACUCUCUCUCUCUUUCUCUGUUUCUCUCUCUAUAAGAAAAAAUAAAAUCCAAACACCAUGAUCAUCAAUUUGAUCCGCAAAUUUGGCUAAUCAAGUGCCCCUGUUCAUUCUUUUCUUUUUCUUCUUCUUCUCCUUCUUCUUCUUUUUUUCAUACACAAACACUCUCAUUUUUUCCGACCACUUUCUAAGUCAGAUCUCCUCCGAUCUCCGAUCACUCUCCGGCCACAAACCCACUUCCUAAAUCCACCAAAUGUGCUAACUUUGCAACUUCCACCACACCCUUGUCCCUGCUUGGUUCGAUUUCCAGUGACAGACCCAGAAGGGGUUUAACGUUGUUGGGUCGAAUCUGGUCCAAAGUUGUGUUCUUUGAGAGGUUUGAAGAAGACCCUUUUGAGUUGGGAGAUGACGUCGGGGACGAGACUACCCACGUGGAAGGAGAGAGAGAACAACAAGAGGAGAGAGAGAAGAAGAAGAGCCAUAGCAGCCAAGAUCUUCGCAGGUCUGAGGAUGUAUGGAAACUUCAAACUCCCCAAACACUGCGACAACAACGAAGUCCUCAAAGCCCUUUGCAACGAAGCAGGUUGGACCGUUGAACCAGAUGGAACCACUUACCGCAAGGGAUGCAAGCCUUUAGAGCGCAUGGACAUAGUUGGUGGAUCAUCAGCAGCGAGUCCUUGUUCAUCCUACCAUCCAAGUCCAUGUGCUUCCUACAAUCCAAGCCCUGGUUCAUCUUCCUUCCCAAGCCCAUCUUCAUCUCCAUACACCAACAUUCCCAAUGCUGAUGGCAAUUCUCUCAUUCCAUGGCUCAAAAACCUCUCAACUGCUUCAUCUUCUGCAUCGUCUCCCAAACUUCCCCAUCUCUACCUCCACAGCGGCUCCAUCAGUGCUCCUGUCACGCCUCCUCUGAGCUCUCCAACCGCCAGAACACCAAGAAUCAAUGCCGAGUGGGAGGAUCAGUCUGUGCGGCCGGGGUGGACCAGACAACAGCACUACUCAUUCCUGCCAUCGUCUAGUCCACCGAGCCCCGGCCGCCAAGUUGUUGAUCCUGAAUGGUUUGCUGGGAUCAAACUUCCUCAUGUCAAUCCAACCUCACCAACUUUCAGCUUGAUCUCCUCAAACCCUUUUGCCUUCAAGGAAGAUGGUUUGGCAGGAAGUGGUUCAAGAAUGUGGACUCCUGCUCACAGUGGAACAUGCUCUCCUGCUGUUGCACCAGGAACCGAUCACAAUGCUGACAUUCCAAUGUCUGAAGCUGUUUCAGAUGAAUUUGCAUUUGGAAGCAACAUGCUGGGGCUUGUGAAGCCAUGGGAAGGAGAGAGGAUUCAUGAGGAAUUUGGAUCAGAUGAUCUUGAACUCACACUUGGUAACUCAAAAACCAGAUGAAAAUGUGAGGAACUGAAUGUGAUUAUGGGAAGAUUGACCUGUGUUGGUUUUGCUGAGUAGAUAUGAUAGAGAAGGUAAGUAAGGUGAGUGGAAGGAGUUGGUUUCUUUUAUUUAUUUAUUUUGGUGACUUUCUCUUUUGAAUUUAUAGUUCUCCAGUAAUAUACAUGUUUAGUUAGGUGUGGGGUGGAUUUGCAACCCAUACAUCAUUGUACUUGUUGUUAAACCUUAUUAUUGGAAACAUCAGUAUACAUUGUAUGGAUUGGCUUGGUUUGCCACCCAAAAAACUCCACAGAUUGCAACCUAACAUUGUGUGCAAAUUCCAUAUAAUGCUCCUUUUUUA
Molecule: messenger RNA, 1958 nt
Organism: Vigna unguiculata (cowpea)
Lineage: Eukaryota; Viridiplantae; Streptophyta; Magnoliopsida; Fabales; Fabaceae
Gene: BEH4
Product: BES1/BZR1 homolog 4
Biological process (GO): brassinosteroid mediated signaling pathway; DNA-templated transcription
Molecular function (GO): DNA-binding transcription factor activity
Source: RefSeq, a predicted model, not a curated record